Molecule: messenger RNA, 1095 nt
Organism: Varanus komodoensis (Komodo dragon)
Lineage: Eukaryota; Metazoa; Chordata; Lepidosauria; Squamata; Varanidae
Gene: PRDM12
Product: PR/SET domain 12
Exons: 5
Coding region: 1-1095 (364 amino acids)
Biological process (GO): neurogenesis
Cellular component (GO): nucleus
Molecular function (GO): histone methyltransferase binding
Source: RefSeq, a predicted model, not a curated record
AUGAUGGGCUCCGUGCUGCCCGCGGAGGCCCUGGUGCUCAAAGGGGGCCUGAAGCCGCCCGGCCUCUCCCUGGCGGAGGUCAUCACGUCGGACAUCCUGCACAGCUUCCUCUACGGCCGCUGGAGGAACGUGCUUGGCGAGCAGCUCUUCGAGGAGAAGGCCGGAGCGGGGCCCGCGGCGGGCGGCGGAGGCGCCCACGCCAACCCCAAGACGGCCUUCACGGCGGAGGUCCUGGCGCAGUCCUUCUCCGGAGAAGUUCAGAAGUUAUCCAGUUUGGUCCUGCCUUCCGAAGUCAUUAUUGCUCAGAGUUCCAUCCCUGGGGAAGGCCUGGGAAUCUUUUCUAAAACGUGGAUCAAGGCUGGCACUGAGAUGGGACCCUUCACUGGCCGCAUCAUCUCGCCGGAGCACGUGGAUCUGUGCAAGAACAAUAAUCUAAUGUGGGAGGUCUUCAACGAAGAUGGGACAGUCCGCUACUUCAUCGACGCCAGCCAGGAGGACCACCGCAGCUGGAUGACGUACAUCAAGUGUGCCAGGAAUGAACAAGAGCAGAAUCUGGAGGUGGUCCAGAUCGGCAACAGCAUCUUCUACAAGGCCAUCGAGAUGAUCCCCCCAGAUCAGGAGUUGCUGGUUUGGUAUGGAAAUUCACACAACACCUUCCUGGGCAUUCCCGGCGUGCUGGGUCUGGAAGAGGAGCAGAAGAAGAGCAAACACGAGGACUUCCACGCGGCGGAGGCCGGCGCCAGCUCGACGGGGCGCAUGCGGUGCGUGAUCUGCCACCGCGGCUUCAACUCGCGCAGCAACCUGCGCUCCCACAUGCGCAUCCACACGCUGGACAAGCCCUUCGUGUGCCGCUUCUGCAACCGCCGCUUCAGCCAGUCGUCCACGCUGCGCAACCACGUGCGCCUGCACACGGGCGAGCGCCCGUACAAGUGCCAGGUGUGCCAGAGCGCCUACUCGCAGCUGGCGGGGCUGCGCGCCCACCAGAAGAGCGCCCGCCACCGCCCGCCCAACGGCGCCCUGCAGGCCCACUCGCCCGCGCUGCCCGGCGCGCACCCGCCCGCCCUGGCGCACCACAUCCCCGCCAUGGUGCUGUGA